AUGAACCACCAAAUUGAUCACAUCUUUGGGAAGGUCCACUCCAUCAGCCUUGGCAAUGGCAAUAACUUCACGCAUGGCAGGAAUAGAAACCGCUUCCAAACCGCCCGAAAGCUGGAGCCUUCCGGUAUCCACACCGGUCAAAGCCGCUACGGUAUUCAAGGAUGCAUUGUAAACCAAUUUUCUGUAUCGAUACCACUUGGCAUCAGGAAAAUAGGUACAGUCAAUUUUCUCGUUUUGGUAGAGCGAGAUAAACUCCAUCGUUUUUCCUUCUUGUGCCUCUUUAGAGAGGUUCGGGUUUUCAAAGUAACUGAUCAAAGACUUGUCUUUUUGGGUUUGAGUGAUUACACCAUUAUGAUUGUGAGAACCAAUGUGAGAAACACCGGAAAUACACACAUUUUUUGGGUACUUUUCAACAAAAGGUCUUCCCAAAUCGAAACCAUUCUGCAUCAAUACCACUGCUGUCUCCUCUGGAGUGAUAACCGGGGCAGAAAGGUCCUCAACACGAACAAUAUCAGGCAAAUUCUUUGUCGCAAUGACGAUAAAGUCGUAUAUAUUGCCUGUUUUGGCCGCUUCUUCAACACUUUCGAAAACAUUGUGUGGCUUCCAGUGUUCUAUUUCACCGUAAUCGACAGAAUGGAUGUUCCAACCAGCAUUUUUCACUUUUUCGUAAUCACGACGAACCACAACGUCGAUAUUGGCUUUGCCAACAUAGUAGAUUCCAUAGGCAACAAUUGUACCCACGCCUCCAGUACCAAUUAG
Molecule: messenger RNA, 759 nt
Organism: Meyerozyma guilliermondii ATCC 6260
Lineage: Eukaryota; Fungi; Ascomycota; Pichiomycetes; Serinales; Debaryomycetaceae
Exons: 1
Coding region: 1-759 (252 amino acids)
Source: RefSeq, a predicted model, not a curated record